Molecule: messenger RNA, 1006 nt
Organism: Maniola jurtina (meadow brown)
Lineage: Eukaryota; Metazoa; Arthropoda; Insecta; Lepidoptera; Nymphalidae
Exons: 7
Coding region: 172-975 (267 amino acids)
Cellular component (GO): nucleus
Source: RefSeq, a predicted model, not a curated record
AGACGUCAAUGUCAGUGUCAAAUCAAAAUGAUCAAAGCCAGAAGCCAGAAAUGUAAAUAUUUAUAUUUUACAUUAGUGUUGUAGUUAUUCAAUAAAAUUUAGACCGAAAUUGAAGUCUAAGUUUGCAAUACAUCAUACAUUUGUGAAUAAGUAUAUGAUACAUCACACAUUAUGUCAAGGAGCUAUGUGCCUACUCAUGAACAAAUAGAAAUAUUAGUUGACUUCAUAGAAAGGAAACGCUGGCUCGCCACAGGACACGCCAGAACGACCCAUGCCAGACAGCGCACACGAACUGCCUGGCAAGAUGUAGCUCAAAAGCUGAACAAAGUGGAUUGCGGAUGUCGAAAAACAUGGCAGCAAUGGGCAAAGUAUUGGAAAGACAAAAAGGGAGCUAUAAAAAGAAAAGUGGCACUAAUGAGGGCCAACAAUAAAACACAGACUGGAGAUGACGGAGAAGAAGAAGUGAUCACUCUUUCUUCGAUGGAGAAACGUAUGGUUGCCUUGCUAGGAGGAAAAAUUUUAGUAAGACGAAACAAUGAAGAAGAAAAUGAUCCAUUUGCUAAUUUCAACCUUGGAGAUCAUCAUGAAGGGACCAAGCCUUUUAAUACAACCUUUGUAAAUGAUACGCCGCCAGGUGGGUCUGAUAGAACAGAUUGUGAGCAAAACACACGUAACAGCGAAGAAUUGCGAGACGAGAAACCAUCUUUACGAAGAAAUUCUAUGAGACAUGAUCCUAGUGAUACAUCCAUUCCUCGUCAACGUCGGUUGAUGACACCUCCAUCACCUCACAGACAAUGCCAGAUGGUGGAUUUCAGCGAAAGAAUCAUCGCAAUUGAAGAAAGGCGGGUUGAGACGGAACGAAUCAUAGCCCAGUCUCAGCAAGAAUUAGUGGGUGUGCUCCGACAAAUGAGUGAAGCGUGGACGUUACAAAGUGCGGCAAUAAAAGAUCUAGUUUCUAAAUUAAUUGAUAAAUAAUGUAAAUAUAGGUAUAAAUAAAUGUAUUAUU